Molecule: messenger RNA, 1424 nt
Organism: Camellia sinensis
Lineage: Eukaryota; Viridiplantae; Streptophyta; Magnoliopsida; Ericales; Theaceae
Source: RefSeq, a predicted model, not a curated record
UGUGUAUAUAUGUAACUUCGCAUCUUCACCUUGAACUCACAAAGCGCACACACGCACAUACAUAUUCACUUCAAAGGCUCUCCCAAAGGUAAGAUUCAGAACCGAAAUCAGAUCAGAAAUGGCGGUUUCGAGUACUUGGAUUCUCUCUCUGAAAGUCCUGUUGAUUUCAACUGGAGUUGUAUCGAUCGCUAUGAUGUUGAAGUUCUCUGUUCCAUUGAUGAUUGAUUUCGUGCUCUAUGAAAUCCCUGUGAUUUGGUCCUCUUUGAUGGCGUGGUUAAGGCCUCCUUAUCUCUACUUCGUCCUCAAUGGAAUCAUCAUCACCAUCGCUGCUUCUUCUCGAUUCCUCCACAAACUCGACGAUAGAAAUGAAUCAGAGCCGUUGGUUUUAUCAACGCCAGAUCCACCGUUGGUUUCAUCGCCGGUGGUGUACGAGAGCGAAGCUAUGGUUGCGGAGGAGAAGACUGUGGUGAUGAACGGUCCGGAUGCUGUGGAUGAAGAUGAAGAAGAUGCGUUCGUGAUCUCGAGGAACACGUGGAAGCACGAGAGCGAAGCUAUGGUUGCGGAGGAGAAGACUGUGGUGAUGAACGGUCCGGAUGCUGUGGAUGAAGAUGAAGAAGAUGCGUUCGUGAUCUCGGGGAACACGUGGAAGCCGCCGCAGAGGAUAAAGUCGCCGGAAAUUCAAACGGAGUAUAUGUUUCCGUCGCCGGAAAAACCACUGGUUUCUGCGAGGUUCGGUCACCGGAAACCUAUAAAAGCCAGUCCUGAAGGUGGACGGGCGUUAAGGGUGGUGAAGCCGAAGCGACACGAGACGUUGGAGAACACCUGGAAAAUGAUAACGGACGGCCGUCACAUGCCGUUGAAUAGGCACCUGAAGAAGUCGGACUCGUGGGAGAAUCACGGCCGUCAAUUCAGUACUACCACGACUCCACAAGACCUGUCUCCGAUGAACGUGAAGAAAUGUGAGACGUUCAGAGACCGCACGAACUACGAUCCACCGUCGUCGAAUACCUCUUCGCCCGGUUCAGGGAAGAUCCGGAAAGAACCGUCACUGAGUCAAGACGAGUUGAACCGCCGAGUCGAAGCGUUCAUAAAGAAGUUCAAUGAGGAGAUGAGGUUGCAGAGACAAGAGUCGUUGAAUCAGUAUAAGGAGAUGAUUAAGCGUGGUGCCCAUUGAAAGUAUUGAAUAUGGGUUGGUUGGUGCAAUAGAAAAUUUCAUACAUAUUUUUAUUUUUUAUUUUUUAUUUUUUAUUUUUUUUGGUAGGGUUUUGAAAGAUAAAGGUUUGGGCUUGGUAUAGAAACUUUGAAUAUAGAUGGAAUUGAAUAGAAAUUAUUGUAAGGUUUGUGAAAGGAUCAUAUUUUAUACUCCUCAUUUUUUUUGGGGUGUUAUUUUUAGCCAAUUAAUUUUGAUGCUUAUUGAUGAUCAA